Molecule: messenger RNA, 1293 nt
Organism: Saprolegnia parasitica CBS 223.65
Lineage: Eukaryota; Oomycota; Saprolegniomycetes; Saprolegniales; Saprolegniaceae
Exons: 3
Coding region: 1-1293 (430 amino acids)
Biological process (GO): mRNA splicing, via spliceosome
Cellular component (GO): nucleus
Source: RefSeq, a predicted model, not a curated record
AUGUCGGGGCUCUCGCAGGAUGACUUCCGGCGCAUCAUGGACACACCGCUGCCGGUGCAUGGGAACGCACCCCGCGUCCUAUCGGGGCUACCGCGGCAGGUCAAGCGCAGCAUGACGAACGACGAGCGCAAGGCUAAGUACAAGAAGCUCAAGACCGAGCCGGCAGCGGACAAGCCCAAGCAGCCCAAGCUCGACCCGACGUACCAAGGCAAGUACCGCGACCGCGCCGCCGAGCGCCGGUCCGGCGGCGAUGUAGAGACCCUUGACGUGACGCCGGCGCCCGCCAACCUCGUCGACCCAGAAAUCGCCAAGCUUGUGGCCAAGCCGGCGCUUCCAGCCAACUUGGAUCUCUCGCUGCUCUCGAAGCUAAAGCAAGAGAAGGCCAAGCUGCAGCAGCAAGUGCAGGCGCUGACCAAACCGACGACGUCACUUUUGCCGCCGCCCGUGCCGACCAAGGCUGCGUCCCGCAUGGCGCAGGCCAUCAAGUACCUCCUCCAGCCAUCGUCGACAGCAUCGCGCUCGUCCGACCUCUUUCUACCCGGCCGCCUCUCGUAUGCGUUCAAUCUGCUCGCGCCAGACGUAGACGCGCUGCCCCAGCUCGUGCAGCGGAGCAAGGACGACUGCCCACGCCGGUCCAAGCACGCCCCGCUCGCCGGCUACCUCCCCCAAUCACUCGUACUCGAGGUCGAAGACUGUCUCUUGGCCGCGGAAGGCAAGCGCCAUCGGCCCAAGCAGGUCGUGCCAACGUCGCCGCCCCCGACAGCCGCCCCCGUCCACGUCGCGUCCACGGUCGACGACGACGACGACGACGAAGAUAUUUUUGGUGACGUGGGCGAGUACAUUCCGCCGGGCAUGCGUCCGGAGGAUGGUGUUGGCACACAUGCGGUGGCCAAGGGCGAGAUCUUCAAGGAUCUCAGCGCAACGCUGACGGCCAAGGCCGCGAUGGAAGCCGCCAAGGAAAAAGCGGCGGCGACAGCGCUCGCCGAGUCGAUUGCGCGGGCCAAGAAGGCGCACCAGCGCGCAGCCGAGCGCGACGAGCUCCUCGAAAAACACGCGCGGCUGCAAAAGAAGCUCGACGGCGAGGACGAGUACGGCGAGUGCUUCCCCGACUACGAAGAGGACAAGAAGGGUGACGAGCCCGACGUCGACAAGAAGUGGAAGGCCAAGGUGCAGCAAAAGGAGGCCAAGUUUGAGCGCGAGCUCGCCAAGGUCGAAGAAAUCAUGAAAAAAGGCCCCAAGACGCCCAAGCCCCCGCGAUCUUCUGGCAACGACGACGAGAACGACGACGUCUAG